Messenger RNA from Thlaspi arvense, 282 nucleotides. The record is from the annotation of a GenBank genome assembly. NCBI's taxonomy places the organism in Eukaryota, Viridiplantae, Streptophyta, Magnoliopsida, Brassicales, Brassicaceae.
AUGGCGCCUAAGAGAAUCGGAGCCGGUAGAGAAUCGAGCAUAUUGGCGAAGAUUUCAAACUCGGAGAUCGUCUCUCAGGGGAGACGCUCCGCGUGCGACGCCGUCUACGUGUCGAAGAAGCUGUUACGAAGUACAGGGAAAGCGGCUUGGUUCGCCGGCACGACUGUUCUAAUCCUCGUCGUCCCUUUGAUCAUCCAGACGGAGCGAGAUCAGAUGUUAGGCGAGAUAGAGUUUCAGCAAGCCAGCUUCCUCGGACCAACACCGGCCGGUGUGCUACAGUAA